This is a messenger RNA of Sesamum indicum (sesame), 1536 nucleotides long. Its product is annotated as Pollen Ole e 1 allergen and extensin family protein. Lineage: Eukaryota; Viridiplantae; Streptophyta; Magnoliopsida; Lamiales; Pedaliaceae. The record is from RefSeq and is a predicted model, not a curated record.
CCUAUUAAUGCUUACAAUUCUUGAAACAAAGUGCAACUUUUAUCGUUGAAAUAUGGAAAAAAAAAAAAAGAAAAAAAGGGUGCAACUUUGAUCGGGAGUGAUGGAAGCUGGAUUCUAAUAAUUCCAGCAGCCUUAAAUGCAAAUCCGUACCUUUCCCUCGAUCUCAGAAGACACUUGUUUCAGUUCGUAGCUCAUAAAUGCAGGCAGUUGAGAGUUGAAGCAACAGCACUGAUAAUUACUGCCAACUUUUCCUUUUUCCUUAGUUAAGCGCUUAUUCACAUUCGUUCACACCAAGAAUUCUCUUUACAGGCUUUACUACUUAUUCUUGUCUUGGCAGCUUUUCGUCUGCUCACAGCUUCUCAGAGUCCAUGGAUUGGUCAAAGAAGCUUUUCUUCACAGCUUUUCUAAUUGUUGCAGCAUCCAUUGAUGGAGCUCAUGGAGAUGCCAUGGUCACUGGAACAGUGUUCUGUGACCAAUGUAAAGAUGGCCAGAUAUCCCUUUUCGAUUAUCCCUCAUAUGGAGUAAAAGUGACAAUGGCCUGUCCAGGCAGUGAUGGUCAAUUCACAACAUGGGGAGAAGAAACCACAAAUUGGGUAGGAAACUACGCUAUGAGGUUUGAGGGCACACCAAACUUGAGUGGCUGCUACACCCAGGUUUCGGGCAGCGGGCAAGGAUCAAAUGGCUGUGGGGCAGUAGCUGGUCCACCCAAGUAUGUAAGACUCAUGUUCGAUAUGUUUGACACUGAAAUGUACACGGUGGAUCCAUUGCUUGCUCAGCCUGCAGAGCCCAUGUCCUUUUGCCCGAAAGCUGCUACCCCCAACCCGGUUGCCCCUUCCAAUCCUCCACUGGUUAUACCGCCACCGGCACCUCAGCAGCCACCUUUGCCACCAGUUCCUAGGUUGCCUCCAAUGCCUCCAGUAUCGUUCUUGGAAGCUUCAGCUUGCCCAUACCAGAAAUGGAUGAUGCCUGAAUACAGAUGCUACUGGAAGGUGGUGACCCCGGACACGAAAGUAGCUGUGGUUUUCGGGCUGAUUGCUGCCCAUAAAUACGGCACAGAUAUGACCCUGGGGCAAGGUAUGAGGGGAAGAGGGGAUCCCUAUAGAACCCUCCUGCGAGAAGGGACGACUGCACUUCUCAACUCCUACAACAGCAUCCAGUUCCCCUACCAUCCUCUUGGUGUCAUCCAGCACAUGAAUUGGGCGCUGAUGGGGUCGACCCGACAUGUCCUCCACACUGCUUUGAGCUUCAUGAGGGCAAAUUCAGGCACGGGCACUAAUGCCACUUGCAGAUUCACUACUUGCAAGUGAUUUUAUUACCUCUGUCCAGGAUCAUUGCAUACAUAUUGGUUCUUUCCUAUGUUUGCUUUUACGAUUGUAAUAUGAAGGCUAGAGAUUGAAGAGACCCCCCAUUAUGUCUAUGUAUGUAUUUUUGUUGUUUGUUGAGUGGAAGAGGAUGGAUAGAUGUAAAAAUAUGAACUCUCAGCGUCUGAAACAUUACAUUUUCACUCAGGCUGGAAUAAAACGUUACUUUGCAUUA